AUGCAUUCCUCCACCAUCGUCUCCUUCCUCGGCGCCAUUGCCAUCAUGCCCCUGGCUCUCCUUACCAACGCCGGGCCUUCUUAUCCGCCCGCGCUUGCAACACGUCAGUACCAGAGCUACUGCUGUAUUCCCGGCUGCCUCUCGUGCGAAAUCAACGAUUGUUUAAACGAACCCUGCUACGGUGUCUACAGCAGCUGUUGUUCCGAGGGCCGUCGUGAAGUAGGGGAGGAUGGGGAGCUUCAGAUCUUCAACGUCAACGGUGAAAAGAUGGAGUUUGCAAAGUAG
This is a messenger RNA of Daldinia loculata, 285 nucleotides long. RefSeq lists its product as uncharacterized. Lineage: Eukaryota; Fungi; Ascomycota; Sordariomycetes; Xylariales; Hypoxylaceae. The coding region runs from base 1 to 285 and encodes 94 amino acids. The transcript has 3 exons. The record is from RefSeq and is a predicted model, not a curated record.